Molecule: messenger RNA, 2594 nt
Organism: Erigeron canadensis
Lineage: Eukaryota; Viridiplantae; Streptophyta; Magnoliopsida; Asterales; Asteraceae
Product: GRR1-like protein 1
Exons: 3
Coding region: 743-2350 (535 amino acids)
Biological process (GO): SCF-dependent proteasomal ubiquitin-dependent protein catabolic process
Cellular component (GO): SCF ubiquitin ligase complex
Source: RefSeq, a predicted model, not a curated record
CCAAACAAGACAGUAAUGAGAAACCUAGUAAGAAAGCAGCCGCGAAGAGAAGAUGCAGAUGAGCUUAGAGGGGAACGAUCCAAAAGGAAUCAACUUUUCAAAAGUCCAAAAGAAAUCGACCUGUUAUUAUGUCUGUCUGUCCGUCUAUCUAUCAGCAGCAGAAGAAGAAGGAGAAGAAGAAAGAAGAAGGCCUAAGGUUUUCUUUUUUUCAUAUUUAGCAGUAUUUAUUUAUAUUUUUUUUGUUAAAUUUUGGAUGUUACUUUUAUGUAAAUACAUGGAUUAUUGCAACAUGAAUGUUUUUGUUACAUUAAUACUGUACUCUCGUAAAUAUUAUCAUUUGGAAUACGGUUUGGGUUUACUUAUAAUAUAUUUAUAUCAUAUAUGAUAUGAUGAUCAUGUUAAAAAUUUAUUAACUUUUUUAUUUUUAUUUUUACCGAGUAAUACAAAUAUAUUUCAAAAUCCCCAAACUUAACUUUCCCACUCCUUUUCCUAACAUACAUACAUAUAUACCUCUACCUCUGAAUUCUUUCUUUUCAUUCAAUCAACUCCCCUAUAUAUAUUCUCCUUGCAACGCAAGCAAUUAUAUACAUACAAACAUACAUAUAUAACCCUGAAUUCCUUUUCUUCUCCUUCUAACACAAUCAUUCAUAUUACACCUCUGCAUUCAUUCAUUCUUUUCUUUCAAUCUUUUAAUCAAAUCCCAAUUUUCUUAAUCACUUUCAUUCUUUUCUUGAAAACUGCCAUGGCAGAAGAAAAAAAACCCAAAAUCCCACCGCCCAUGUUGCCCCUCAUCACAAACGCAUCCCUUUCCAACCGCCUACUCAAUACCCUCUCCUUACUAAAUAAAGAAUGGUUUCUUUGCGAUUGCAACAACCGGCGAGAAGUGUUAGUGUCCAAUGUGUGGGCUAUCGAUCCAAACCGAGUUAUAGAAAGGUUCCCUCAUGUUAAUUCAAUCAUGUUGGUGAAUCCCAUCAAGAAACAAAGAGAUGAUGAUCCCCUCGCCAGUUUCGGGCCUUGGAAUAACGUGUUAAAGGAACACCAGAUCUUGGAGCGUCUCUUUUUGCAUGGGUUUUCAAUCAAAGAUCGACAUUUGAAGAAGUUUUCCACCGACUACCCGAAUCUCAAGGAGCUGACCUUGAGAUCGUGUUCAGGUUUCAGUUUCACCGGGCUUGAAGCCGUUGCAGCAGGUUGCAGGAACCUCACUCAUUUAAUUGCACGGUCGUGCACCUUCCUGGAUUCCAAUUCCAAAAGUGAAUUCCUUGCCUCCCUUCAUAAAGAGAAUAUGGUUUCCAUAGAAGUAUCGGGUAAAAAUGUAGGAAAUAAUUGUACUGGUGAUCCUGAAAAUCUAUUGAAACUCAUCAAAUCUGCAACAGGAUUGGAACACCUAGGUGGUGUUGUCAACGUCGAGGGUAAGAACCUUUCCACUGGAACCUGUGAUCAGGUUUCACACCAACUCAUCAAGUCAAGGAAAUUAGAGUCCCUCUCAUUAGCAAGUGCUGAGAAUUCGUCGCUUCCAGUUCCUGGCUUUUAUAUUGACACUUUUUUACCUGUUGCUGCCCAAAUCAUCAGCCUCAACCUUCGGGGUUUAGUAGUUGAUCGGAAGGAUCUUGUGAGGAUGAUAACAAGUUGCAUGAACAUUAGAAUCCUUCAGGCUUCGUCCGAUGAUCUAGAUGAUUUUGCUGUGGAAUAUAUUGGUAAGCAUUGCAAGAGUUUAUCAAAAGUAAAAUUUGUGGAUUCUGAAGGUAAAAGCAACAUUACUGAUGAGGGUUUAAAGCACAUAGCCAAUGGCUACCCCUCAUUGCAAUCUUUGUCGAUAUGUGUGGUGGAGGGAGCUGUGACAUGCAAGAGCCUUGUUGAUUUUGCUGAGCUUAAGAGGAAUAUAGAGUGUUUGAAGCUGUAUGCAGAGGAUGCGGAUUUCAUCAUUGGGAUGAAAUAUGAUGUUUUGGAUGAAGGCUUCGCCGAGUUACUAAAACUUUGCCCAAAGCUCAAAAAGUUGAGAGCUCCAAACGUGUCUGCUGAUCCGUUCACUUUGAUAACUGGAGAGAACCUGGAAAGCCUCAAUGUAAAGGUAGCAGCUGUUGGUAAGACCCCAGAUCUAAGCACUUUGGCUAGAUCAUUCCCACGGCUAGAGAAACUAGUGGUAGAGAACUGUAGGUUUAUUUCUCUACCGAAAAACGUUUUGAAGAAGCGAGAGUUAAAGUCUGUUUGGCUGAAAUCAACGGAGGGGUGUAUAGAGGUGGGAAAAUGCUGGAAGGAAUGGCAUGAAGUUAAGGUGCAGGUGCUGGAGACACUGUUAAAGAAAGCUUCCUCAGUGUACAUGUACAAGAAAUGUGCUCCAGGGGACAAGUAAGUGGAAAUUGCUAGUGUUCCUCUCGUUUUGAAGUUUUCUGUGCGUUCUGAAAUUUUAGAGGGAUAGUUCAAGCUGUAGCUGUAGUGUACAACGUCUUUGUGUUUCACAUGAAAGUUGGUUUAUGGCGUAGGAUUGAUUUCUGUAACUUUAGUGUACAAUGUCUUUGUAACUGUAACUGUAGUGUACAAUGUCUUUGUGUAAUGAAUAUUAUCUUUGGAAAUUCCAAGUUUCAUUUUCUGGGUCA